Messenger RNA from Manduca sexta (tobacco hornworm), 1557 nucleotides. RefSeq names its product katanin p60 ATPase-containing subunit A-like 2. Bases 98 to 1450 code for a protein of 450 amino acids. Gene Ontology annotation, molecular function: ATP binding; ATP hydrolysis activity; protein binding. The transcript has 8 exons. The record is from RefSeq and is a predicted model, not a curated record. Lineage: Eukaryota; Metazoa; Arthropoda; Insecta; Lepidoptera; Sphingidae.
AGUUACCAUGUAAACGAUAAAUGGCAUUUUGUCAAUAGCUGUCAUACGGUGUUUUAAUAUUUUACAAUAGAACAAGAAUAUAUUACAAAAUCAUAAAAUGUCCGGAGUGAACAGGCCCAUGAGCCAGAUGAGAAAAUUGGAAACGAAAGAAGCCUUAUUUCGCGCCAGGAAGCGAAUCCUAAAGUACAUGGUGCUAGGAUACCUAAAGCAGGAAGGGUUCCUGCACACCGCUGAGACGUUCGCAGCGGAGGCGGCGCUCACCGGCGAGUACGAAGUCUGUGAUAACAUUGACUUAGAUAUUAUAUUGCAAGACUAUUGCAGUUACUACCUGAUCAGGUUCAACAAGCAGCCGCAGUUCUGCCGCAAGGUGGAGGAGCGGCCACCGACGCGCCGCCCGCAAACACGGAAGACCAAGCCGGAACGAGUCGAGGUCCUGGAGAAGGAGGAGGUGGAUCUACCAGCUUCGUUUAUUGUCACCAAGUUGUUGAAGGAUGAUCAAGAUCAUGCAGACACCACUCCAAUUGAGCGAAAGUCCUUAUCUGGUUUUCUGGUCAACACGACUCCUGACAAGAAGCAGAUAGUAGAACUCCUGUACCAGGACAUUAUAAGACCCUCGGGUGUGACCUGGGACGACGUGAAGGGAUUGGCGACGGCCAAGAGUUUGCUCAUGGAGUCCGUCGUCUAUCCAGUGAGGUACCCCUCGUUGUUCACGGGCGGGCUGGAGCCGUGGCGCGGGGUUCUGUUACACGGUCCGCCCGGCACCGGCAAGACGCUGCUGGCACGUGCCGCCGCUGCAGAGGGUGGCUGCACGUUCUUCAACGUCGCCUGCAGCACCCUCGUCAAUAAGUGGCGAGGAGAGUCCGAGAAGAUUGUCAAGGUCCUUUUUGAAAUGGCAUCCUACUACUCCCCAUCAGUAAUCUUCAUAGAUGAGAUCGAGACGCUGGCGUCGGAACGGUCGGCGGGCGAGCACGAGGCCUCGCGCCGGCUGAAGACGCAACUCCUCACGGACCUGGACGGCAUCAGCCAGAGGGACGGGAUCGUUUUCUUGCUCGCCAAUACUAAUAUGCCGUGGGAAAUCGACCCAGCCAUGUUACGGAGACUAGAAAAGCGCAUCUACAUCCCUCUGCCAGAUCUGAACACCCGCACAGAACUGUUCGAGAAGUUUCUAAACAGCAAGACCAUAGAGGUAUACCCGAAGGUAGACUUCAAAGAGCUGGCAGCCAAGACUGAGGGUUACUCAGGCAGUGACAUCAAGCUGGUCUGCAAGGAAGCGCUAAUGUGCACCGUGAGGAAGUUGUUGCCGAAUAUGGCGGGUAAAAGUUGCAACGUUCCUCGCAAAGACAGACUGGAUCUGUGUGACGUGUACACAGCUAUAGAGAAGACCAAACCCGUCUCCAAGAACUUGGCGAAGAGACACGAACAAUGGCAGAGCGAAAUGGGAUGCGCGUGAAGUCUGAUUCAAGAUAUUUCAACUUGCUCGAGGGUACCUCUGCUUAAGGGGCAGAACGGGGAAAUAUUUGUGAUAUUGGAAAUUUUAAACAUUAUUUUAUAGUCACA